Molecule: messenger RNA, 1881 nt
Organism: Penicillium arizonense
Lineage: Eukaryota; Fungi; Ascomycota; Eurotiomycetes; Eurotiales; Aspergillaceae
Exons: 8
Coding region: 1-1881 (626 amino acids)
Source: RefSeq, a predicted model, not a curated record
AUGAGGUUGCUCAACGCUAUACUUUGUUUGUUGCCAAUCGCAAUAAAGGCAAGGGAUACUGAUGAACUCGUCCCAUUCGCAUAUGAACCCCUACCACUUGGAAGUAUAACACCAAACGGAUGGCUCAGAACAGAGCUCGAAGCCUCCGCAGCAGGUCUAGGAGGCCAUCUAUACGACUUUUACCGCUACGUCGCAAACUCCUCCUGGAUAGGUGGCGACCAAGAAUACAGCGGACUUAACGAAGCCCUCCCAUACUGGUUAAACGCCAUAGUCCCACUAUCCUACACACUCCAAGACGACCGUCUAAAAGCUGAUAUCAAAACAGUUGUCAGCAAAAUCCUCGACCUCAUCCAACCAGAUGGCUGGAUUGGACCUGAGACUCUCGAAGCGGGGAACCGUCUCAUCUGGGCUCGAACGCUUGUCUUUCUAGGAUUCACGAACCUCGUCGAUGCCGAUCCGGAGUCCUAUGAGGAACCUAUUAUCAAUGCCCUGUUUCGGUUCAAUGAGUUGAUGAAUUCGAUGCUGAAGAAUAAUGGUACGGGGAUGAUCUAUCAUGAUGGUGACAAGGCUAGUGCGGGUGAUUUCACUUGGUUCCGGUCUAGGUCGCAGGAUAUGGAGGUUGCGGAUCGGGAGUGGCCGUUUUUGCAUGGCGUUACUGUUGCUGAAGCUUUGAAGUAUGCUGCCGUGUUCAGGCGCUCUACUCACAAUGAUAGUCUGAUCACUACUGCGAAAAAUGGGGUCGACUGGACAUUCAAAUAUCACGGCUCAGCCUCUGGCUCAAUCCUAGCUGACGAGCGUCUCGCUGGGUUGAAUCCAUUCUAUGGAUCCGAGCUCUGCACCGAAGUUGAAGCAAUCUACUCACUUGCAUACAACUACUUCGCAAUUGGUGACCCAGACUACGCAGACCGUACGGAACUGGCAGCUUUCAAUGCUUUACCAGCAGCGAUGUGGCCCGACUGGACAUCGCAUCAAUAUAUGACUGAGUCAAACCAGCCAUUUUCCAAGAAUCUUUCAGCGUCGCCUUUCUGGAAUGUCAAUACUGUUGGGCAGACCUUUGGUGUUGAGCCGAAUUAUCCAUGUUGUACUGUCAACCAUCCUCAGGGGCUGCCCAAAUUCACAAUGUACAGCUUCCUCAAGAACGGCAAUAACGGACUAGUCCACGCCCUCCUCAGCCCAGGCAAAGUGAACACCAAAAUAAACGACAAGGAAGUAACAAUAGACUGCCAAACCGACUACCCAUUCAACACGAGCCUAUCAUACACAAUCAACAGCGAGACGCCCUUCGAGUUCUACCUCCGCGUUCCACAAUGGUCAACAGGAAUCAAAAUAAACCAGCAACCCUCCCCAAUCAACUCAAGGACAGGCCUAACAAAAGUCCGAAUUCGAUCUGGAAAGACAACCCUCAACUACGAUAUUGGCAUGGAUAUCCAAACCAAAUCCAGAGCCAAUGAUACAAUCGCCGUUUACCGCGGUCCAAUUCUAUACAGUCUAUACAUCGACCCAAUAACCACAAGCGGUCCACCCCACUAUUAUGGCACACAGCAAGAAUGGCCAGAAGGGACAUAUCCUCCCCAGAUGCAAGAUCAUUCGAUGGCAAAUGGGACUGAGUGGAACGUGGCUAUUGACCCGUCGACGCUGACUUUCCAUUCUGGGUCUGGGCCUUUGCCUUCGCCUACUUUUGAUGAUGGGAAGUUGCCUAUGUAUGUCACUGCACAGGCUUGUCUGAUUGAUUGGCCUUUAUUCAAAGGGUCUGUUCCUGCUUCGCCGCCUGCUAAGGAGGAUAGGGUGUGUCUUGGAGACAGCUUUGUUGCGACGCUGCGGCCGUACGGGAGUUCCAAGUUGCAUAUGUCUGAUCUUCCGACUAUUGAUCUUGGGGGCUAG